AUGACCCAGUCGUCUCCUCCAGCUGCUCCCGAGCAGAACAUUAGAGCAGAAUCCAGCAGAACCAGCAGAACGCCGGGGCUCUUCAGACUGGUAAUGAUGGCCGCGGUACUGAGAGCUCAGUUUGGCAGGAAGGCAGAGCUGGAGGACAGCAGAAGCCCGGCUCAAUAUGGCAGACUGGGUUUACAACUGGUCCCAGUAAGAGAUCGGCUGUCUGGCUUCAAACCUGCACAUUCUACUGAAACUGCCCUCAUUGCAGUUACAGAGAAGCUUCAUGCAGCAAAAGCUACUAACCUGUCAUCUGUUCUGAUUCUGCUUGAUCUCUCUGCUGCUUUCGACACGGUCAACCACAGCAUUCUCCUUUCCAUCCUCACCAGCCUUGGAAUCACUGGCUCUGCAUGGCAGUGGUUUGCAUCGUACCUGGAGGACCGUUCCUACCAGGUUUCAUCCCGCAUCUCAGCAUGUCUCAAUGAUGUCUCGAUGUGGAUGAGUUCUCAUCACCUAAAACUCAACCCCAGCAAGACUGACCUUCUGUUCAUCCCAGGAACUACAAGCCCUCACAACAAUCUCUCCAUCUCUUUCGAGAACUCACUGGUCACUCCAUCGGCAGAAGCAAGAAGCCUCGGUGUAGUAAUGGAUGACCAGUUAUCGUUCUCGAGCCAUAUUGCAAAUCUGACUCGGUCAUGCAGAUUUCUCCUGUACAACAUCCGAAGAAUUCGACCGUUUCUGUCUCAGGAUGCCACUCAGGUGCUUGUGCAGUCUCUUGUCAUCUCAAGACUUGACUACUGCAACUCUCUACUGGCUGGUCUUCCACUGCGAGCCAUCAAACCACUACAGUUAAUUCAGAACGCGGCAGCACGACUCGUCUUCAAUCUUCCGAAGUUCAGUCAUGUGACUCCUUUGAUGCGUUCCCUCCACUGGCUUCCUGUUGCCGCCCGCAUCCGAUUCAAAACCCUGACGCUGGCCUACAAGGCAAAAAACGGACCAGCACCUUCAUACCUGAUGGCGAUGGUCAAAGCCAGAUCUGCACCAAGAGCUCUUAGAGCUUCCAGUACGGCUCGGCUCGAACCUCCAUCACUCAAAACACACAGAAAACAGACAUCCAGACUCUUCUCUGUGCUGGCACCAAGGUGGUGGAAUGAACUUCCACUGGAUGUCAGAACAGCAGAGUCACUCGCGGUCUUCAAACGUCAACUGAAGACACAUCUUUUCAAAGAGUUCCUAAACUAAAAAAAAAAAAAAAAAAAAAAAAAAAGGUUCCUAGGGUUCUUAACAUGAUUAAGUUCUAUGUAUCUCUUGAUCCUAGUCUACAAAUUAGCUUUGGAUAUCUUAAGUAACUUUGAAGCACUGUUGUAAGUCGCUCUGGAUAAGGGCGUCUGCUAAAUACCAUAAAUGUAAAUGUAAAUGUAA
Astyanax mexicanus (Mexican tetra) is the source of this 1407-nucleotide messenger RNA. RefSeq lists its product as uncharacterized. The record is from RefSeq and is a predicted model, not a curated record. Bases 1 to 1227 code for a protein of 408 amino acids. Lineage: Eukaryota; Metazoa; Chordata; Actinopteri; Characiformes; Acestrorhamphidae. The transcript has 3 exons.